AUGGACGAGGAGAAAUGCAUACAUGGUCUCCAUGACAUCCACAUACUGUCUUUAUCAUCAUCACCUAUUACCAUCACUAUGUACAUCACGACAGAAUACACACAUUUUUACAACAAGACUCGUCUUGAUAACGCCGUUCAGUCCGCUGCGGCCGUGUGCGUUGAGAAUCUUUCCAAGUGGGCUGAAGCCAUUGAAGAGAUCAGGACGUGGCCUGAAUAUGAGCCGCAGCCCUUGCACUCGCUACCCCAUCAGGCGAAGAAACUUGGCAUUAACAAGUUGUUCUUCAAAGAUGAAAGCAAGCGCUUUGGUACAUCGCUUGGAUCCUUCAAAGCCCUUGGAGCUCCGUAUGCAGUGUUCAAGAUUUUGGCCGACCAGGUCUUCUCGGAGACUGGCAGCAGGCCAACAUCAGCAGAGCUCCGAACUGGAAAGUACAUGGAUAUCACGCAAAGGGUGACUGUUUGCGUCGCUACAGAUGGAAAUCAAGGUCGAGGGCUGGCCUAUGGUGCCAAGAUUUUUGGUUGCCGCUGUGUCGACUACAUCCACAACCAUGUCAGUGAGGGGCGCGCGCAAAUGAUGAAGGAGUUGGGCGCUAUUGUUAUUCGUAUUGAUGGUGAAUACGAAGCCUCUGUCGAAAGAGCCAAGGAGGACGCUCGAAUGAAUGGAUGGCAUUUUGUCAGCAGUACCUCAUGGAGCGAUUUCGACAAUGGUAUCCCUCAGAACGUGAUGAAUGCCUACAUGGUUGUUGUGGAAGAGGCCCUCCAGAUGGUGCCUGCCGUGGAGGAAAUCACACAUGUCUUCGUCUGCGGGGGUGUUGGCAGUAUCGCCGCAGCUGUGUUUCUGGGAUUCUUCACUCGCUACGCCCAAAUUCAAGAGUCGCGUGGAGCGAAGCCACUGAGUCCUCCUAGAUUCAUCGUGGUUGAGCCUAAAGAGGCAGAUUGCUUGUUCCAAAGUGCAAAGAAAGGCGAGAUGUGUCUGUCCGAGGGUAGUCUUCGUACUCUGAUGGCCGGUCUGGCUUGCCGCGGCCCCUCGCCAGCCGCAUGGAAGAUUCUGUCAUGGCUUACUAGCGACUUUGUGGCCGUUCCAGAUGAAGUUGCAGUUGAAGGGAUGAAGGCUUUAGCGAGUGGGAGUGGAGGUGAUAUUCCUGUUGUUUGUGGCGAAAGUUCGGCCGCCAACAUGGGUGUUAUCCUCCAGGCUGCCAACGAUCAAAUAUUCGGUGAUAAAUUAGGGCUAAACAGCAACAGUCAGGUGGUUUUAUUUGGACUUGAAGGAGCAACAGACCCUGCCAUUUAUGAGAAAUUAGUUGGUAAGACUCCCCAGGAGGUGUUUGAAGCACAGCAAAAGGUCUCCAAACUCUAG
Clonostachys solani is the source of this 1356-nucleotide messenger RNA. The record is from the annotation of a GenBank genome assembly. Lineage: Eukaryota; Fungi; Ascomycota; Sordariomycetes; Hypocreales; Bionectriaceae.